CUCGGGCGACUGGGUAUGAAAUGAACUGACUGGCUUAUUGCCCCCCUUGUUCUCUUUUUCUUCUUUUUGUUCCAUUUCCUUUUGUAUCAACCAUGGAUUCUUAUGAACAUGUUUCAUAUGGAUCAAUACCAGACGACGAUAAUAUCAAUGAUAUAGAUGAAUUAGAACGAUUGGAGCAAGAACUCAUACCACAGCCUGACGAUUAUUAUGGUAUUCUCAAUGUCUCCAAGAAUGCCACUAAUGAAGAACUUAAAGUCUCCUAUAAGAAUCUAUGUCGUUCAUUCCACCCUGACAAGCACAACAAUGAAGAACAUAAACGAAUUGCUGAAGGCCGAUUUCAAGUCAUACAACAAGCGUAUGAAGUUCUUAGUGAUCCUCAACGACGUGUGAUUUACGAUACGUAUGGUGUAGAAGGACUUAAUGCAACUUGGGAAUUAGGACCGAAAUUCAAAACACCUGAAGAGUUACAAGCCGAAUAUGAAAAGCAAGCUCGAUUGAAACGUGAACAAGACUUGGAAAAUAUGGUUCGAUCUCGAGCAGAAGUACAAUUGACUAUAGAUGCUACUCAAAUUUUGGAUCCUUAUGAACCUCCUGUAUUUUCAUCCUUUGGUCAACCUGCUUUGGCUCCCAAAAAGAAAGGCCCUCUUCAUGCUUUAACCAAAGGUCAAGUACAACAAUUGUUUAUGCGACAUUCAUUCGAGACUCAACUUGGACCUCAAACUCGAGCUAUUUUUGGUGGAUCAAUGGUGUCUCGAACUGGUAUGGGUGGUGGCAAUGUUAUGGGUACAAUUCGUCAUACUGUUUCCCCAAAACUUUGGUGUGAAUUAAAUGCUACAGUAUUGAAUCCUAGAAGUCUGACCAUGAAAACGGUAUAUAAUAUGUCAUCAGAUAGUUUUUGUAAUACGGUUGUAAAGGCAAGAACGAUUCAUUCUCCUCCUAUUGUUACGGUGACAGCAGGACGACGAUUAUUUUCAACAACCACUGGUUAUAUGACCUAUCGUACUGGAGAAUGGUCUUUACUCGAAUGGGGUGGUGAUGUAUCUAGAAGUAUGGACAAAUCACACGUUGCUCUUGGUCUUGCUGGUGCUACUGGAGCGAAACAAAAAGGAAAUUAUAGUUGCGAAUUACAGACUGGUAUCAUUGCAUCUCAUUUGGCAGGUGACUAUACUCACAAGAUGGACAAUCAAAUGCGUAUUCGUAUUGCGGGAUCAAUUUCGACGGUGGGUGGAGUGACAGCAAGUAUUGGCAGUGACCACAAAUUACCAUCAAAUAUUCGAUUUGGAAUGUCUAUGGAAUGCGGGGUACCUACUGGUGUGAUGAUGCAGUUCAAGAUAUCAAGACUUGGACAAAAACUAGUGGUACCUAUUAUACUUUCUUCAGAAUUUGAUUUCAGAUUAACAUUUUUGGGUACAGCGAUCCCAGCGGCUAUGGCUAUGGCCAUUGAUCAACUUGUAUUGAAACCCAGGCGACAAAAACAAAUCAAAGAGAAAAUCCGGGAACUUCGCGAAGAACAUGCAGAUAUUUUGGCCAAUCGGAAAGCUGAAGCUGAAGACGCACAAAAAUUGGUAACAUCUUCGGCCGAACGAAAGACCAAAAUGGAAGAAAGCAAAAAAGAUGGAUUGGUGAUUCUCAAGGCAUAUUAUGGACAUUUAGAAAAUUUGAUAGACGGACAAGAGGCACAAGAAAGGGAAGGCGUUAUUGAUGUAACCGUUGUUUUACAAGCCAUGGUGAAUGAGUCUCGACUAACCAUUCCUAGCGGACAUUCAAAGACGAACAUUUGUGGAUUUUAUGAUCCAUGUCUUGGAGAAAGUAAACAAUUAAUGGUACGAUAUCGAUUCCAAGGUCAACUACAUCAAGUUAAAAUCAAGGAUAAUGCAGCUCUCAUUAUCCCAAUGCGAGCUCACCUUAUUUAGGAACCUAUCCAAGAAGGGUGAAGGCAAAAUUUUAUUUUUACAUUAGUGUAACGAUUGGAUAGCGGGUGGCGAAUAUUUCCAGGGGCGAACCAGAUGGUUUAUUUUUUUAUUUUUUUUUUUUUUAUAUUUUUAUACUCAUUUGACCUUUUUUCCC
Messenger RNA from Halteromyces radiatus, 2067 nucleotides. RefSeq lists its product as uncharacterized. NCBI's taxonomy places the organism in Eukaryota, Fungi, Mucoromycota, Mucoromycetes, Mucorales, Cunninghamellaceae. The coding region runs from base 93 to 1913 and encodes 606 amino acids. Gene Ontology annotation, biological process: cristae formation. The record is from RefSeq and is a predicted model, not a curated record. The transcript is spliced from 14 exons.